AUUACAUCCAACAACCACUGUUCACCGUUGUUCUUUCUUCCUGACCAAUCAACGCCUCCGCCCCCUUUCCUCCUCCCAUUUCCGCCCAAUUCUUCCGUUCCACAACCUUUUCCCCUCGAUUCUUCAAGCCUCUGCUGAAUUUCAUCUCCUCGCUUCCAAUCCUGACUGGGUUGCCGGCCGAUGAGAUGGCCGUGAACCUCCCGGAUUCCUGCUCGAGGUCCAUCAACGAGACGGUGAAUGGGUCCCACAAGUUCACCAUCCGGGGUUACUCUCUGGCCAAGGGCAUGGGCAUCGGAAAGUACAUAUCCAGCGACACUUUCUCCGUCGGCGGGUACGAUUGGGCCAUCUACUUUUACCCCGACGGCAAGAACGCCGAGGAUUCUUCCGUCUACGUCUCCGUAUUCAUCGCGCUUGCCAGCGAAGGCACCGACGUCAGGGCUCUGUUUGAGCUCACGCUGAUGGACCAGAGCGGGAAAAGAAGACACAAAGUUCAUUCCCAUUUCGAUCGGUCUCUUGAGAGCGGGCCGUAUACUCUGAAAUACAAAGGAAGCAUGUGGUUUUUACAUCUCCAGCUUGGCAAGUCAUCUCCAAUUUGUUCUAGGGGGUACAAGAAAUUUUUCAAGCGUGCAAAUUUAGAAGCCUCUGAUUAUCUUAAGGACGAUUGCCUAUCAAUGCAUUGUACAGUAGGAGUUGUCAGGACUCGGGUUGAAGGGCCAAAACAAUUUAGCAUUUCUGUUCCUGCCUCAGACAUGGGCCAAAGUCUCAAGUACUUGCUAGAUUCAGAAGUUGGUUGUGAUAUAGUUUUCCACAUCGGAGAUGAGACAUUUAAGGCUCACAAGCUAAUCCUUGCUGCUCGUUCUCCUGUCUUCAAAGCCCAGUUUUUUGGUCUUGUUGGGAAUCCUAAUACAGAGAAAGUAGAACUUGAAGAUAUAGAACCAUCAGUAUUUAAGGCUAUGCUUGAAUUUGUUUACUCCGAUCAGCUUCCUAAUAUACAUGAAAUUACCGGCUCACCAUCAACAUGCACUUCAACAAUCAUGAUGCAACAUUUAUUGGCUGCAGCUGACCGGUUUGGUCUAGAUAGAUUGAAACAACUAUGUGAGGCAAAACUAUGCGAAGGGGUGAAUGCGGAUACGGUGGCAACAACUCUUUCACUAGCUGAUCAACACAGAUGCCUCCAGCUAAAAGCCAUAUGUUUGAAGUUCGCAGCUACAAACUUAGGAGUUGUUAUGCAGUCUGAAGGGUUCAAGCACAUGGAGGAGAGCUGCCCGUCACUGCUGCCCGAGCUCUUGGAAGCCGUUGCAACCAUUGACGAAAAGGCAAGUCUUCCCUCUUCCAAGAAGAGGAGCAGCAGCAGCAUCUUUGGGGUAGACUUAUUAUCAGUACCCGACGGUGGUGGUGGUGGUGGUGGUGCUGCACCCAAUUCUUUUCUUGAUCAUCAUAAUAACAUCAUGAUGAGGUGUUUGAGGAGGAGAAUGUGAAACAAACCAAAAAAAAACCCCAAAAAAAUAAGACAGCCUUUAUGAUCUCUGGCUUUGCUGCUGUGUGAACACACUUUGCUAUUGAGACUUGAACAUGUUGUCUGUGCAUGUGGUUGGUUAGGACAACCCGUCAUCCGAACAAGAUUACUCCAUGUUGAAGCAACUUGUACAUUCUUCAUGACAAUGCAGGCGGUGGGGCUGGUUGGAAUCAAUUCGGGCUGCCCGA
Cuscuta campestris is the source of this 1704-nucleotide messenger RNA. NCBI's taxonomy places the organism in Eukaryota, Viridiplantae, Streptophyta, Magnoliopsida, Solanales, Convolvulaceae. The record is from the annotation of a GenBank genome assembly.